AUGACUCAACAACCACAAACUGAGGGAGACCAUGUUCUCCAGACACCUCUAUGGAUUGUAAUUAUCCGCGCCUUUCAGUUUCUGGUGUCUCUCAUCAUCGUCGGUCUUUGUGGCUGGAUGAUCCAUGAUGCCGGACUCCCAGAAAACUCUCUCUGUAUUGCUAUUGCAGUCCUCACCUGGAUAAUAGUCGUCUACUCCAUCUUGACAGAAAAACUUCCCGCCCUUCGAAGCUUAUACCACAUCAUCGCUGUCCUCUGCCUUGACGCACUGAUGCUCAUUCUCUGGCUCGCCGCCUGGGCUGCUACCGCCUCUCGCCGAGCCAAGUAUGUUGUGCCUGUCAACGUGGGUAACUGCGUCGAUGAUGGCAGUCUCAUCGACAGCAAGAACUGCAGUGUAUUUUUUAAACGUGAUGGAGAGAAUGUCAUUCUUUUCAAGACUGGUCUGGCCAUCUUGGCUGCCAUCGCUGGUUUGGGAGCCUUGGUCUGGAUUCUGUUUAUUGUUACUUUUGUUUGGAGUCUUGUCAUGUUUCUUCAAGGACGCAAGCAAGGUCGUUUCGCUAUUGAUCUCUCUGGCCCGACAAACAACUACCAAAUGGAGCCCAAGACUGAAGCUCAGGUUAAUGUCCAGCCUCAACCUGUCCAAGCUGCACCUCAAUACCAGCAGCAGCAGCAACAACAACCUGCUCCUGGACAGUUCCAACAACAGCAGCAAUAUCCUCCCCAGCAACAACAGCAAUACCCUCCUCAACAACAGCAGUACCCCCCUCAAACAACUCCCUCUCCAUACCAACCUACCCAGAGCCCAUACCAGCAACAAGGCGCUUACCCUCCUCCUCCCGUAUCGCCUUAUGAUCCUCAACAAGGUCAGCAGCAGAAUUAUGCACAGUAUCCUCCCCAGCAAUACCACGAAGUCCCUGGUACUACAUCGUCGCCACCUCCUCAACAGCAGCCUUAUCCUGCUCAGCAGUAA
Molecule: messenger RNA, 969 nt
Organism: Fusarium poae
Lineage: Eukaryota; Fungi; Ascomycota; Sordariomycetes; Hypocreales; Nectriaceae
Exons: 3
Coding region: 1-969 (322 amino acids)
Cellular component (GO): membrane
Source: RefSeq, a predicted model, not a curated record